AUGAGCAUGGAAUUAGAAGAUGAAGUUGUAUGCGAGCUUGAUGUAGUAUUAAACUCCCAAUCAGAAGGCCAGCUAUUUUUAAUCCAAUACCCUCUUCGACCUCGAUACCGACCUUAUGGCGACCAAGGCACUCUAUCUUCUGGCAAAAUCGGAGCCAACUCUUUACAAUUAAAUUAUACUCUAAACUCAUCUGGUCCUAAUUAUGAUAAAAAAUCCAACGAAUUCAAUCACAAAGAACAGACUCUCCAAAGCAAAACCAUUGUCCCUUUAAAUGACUAUUGGAUUGGAGUAAUCAGAGAAAACACUCUUUCGCUUUCUCCAUUAGAAAAAGUCUAUCAAAUGAGACCUGCAAUGGACUAUGUUGACGCUUCGACCAAGACAAGAUAUAUUGAAGACAAAGAUGAAGAAGAAAAUCUAAAAGCUGAAAAAGAGUCUAAGAAAAUGAGGAUUUUUAAGAAAAAAAAGAGCACAUAAGGUAGAUUAUAUUAUCUUAGAUUAAAAGCUGUAAUGGGUCUUCAGGGUUUAUAUUUCAGUCCCUCUCUGCAUUCAGGCUUUGGUGAUGUCGACAGAAAAGUGCAUAAGUUCGACCCGGUGCUUAGAGCGGCGUCAACAUCUAUCGGGGAGAUGCACCCAGGCACUUCCUUGGGAAACUCCUAGAAGAGGCGGCCGAAUCCUCCUUCAGUGCUCAAUUACCCUUCGCAUUCAGAAGUGUAGAGUUUCUUAUGGACUCUGGUCUACUUGUCUCUGAGUCAUGGUAAAAAACCCUGUCGUGGUGUCCCGACCAGGAUAAGAAGCACAUAAGGUAGAAGAAGAAGAAAAAUUGAAGCCUGUCGAAGUUUUAGAUAUGAAUAAUGAAUCAAGUAUAGAAGCUUUUGAAAGCUUGAUACCUAAAAAUUGUGAAGAAAUUGAAAUAACUACAAAUUCAGCUGAAUAUGUGGCUAAUCUUUUGCCUGAACAAACAAAAAAUUUUGGGUUCAGAAAUACAUUAAGAGAAAUGCCAAUAUCACUUCAGGUUGAAGAAAUAUUAAAAAAAGCUGAAGUCAUUAGUUAUGAAUUUCUAAUUGAAAUGUUAGGAAAAAAUGACUCAAGAAUAGAUCAAGCUUUAUCUCAGAAAGCUACAAUUAUUAGGGGCAGGUGGGUAUGCAAAAGUGACUUAUUGCAGCUUGGGGAUUCUGAAAAAAUCAGAGACGUCUGUUUAGCGAUAUUAUUUUCAAAAGGAUUUUUAGAAAAAUCAAAGUAUUUUAUAUAUAGGCUUGUCCAAUCAUUUAAAGAUUUACACAAAAUUAGCUCAAUAAUUACAAAAAUCGCAGUAAAAGAGGCUUCGAAAUGGUUUCUUAAAGGAGAAGAAGGAAUGAUGUAAUCAUUAUUUAGAGAUGAAAGGUUAGAAGCUAAAAGCAAUGAGUAUUGGAAACAAAAAAUGAAAACUUUCAAAAAAGAAUUUCCUGAGCUUUUUAAUUAG
Molecule: messenger RNA, 1459 nt
Organism: Blepharisma stoltei
Lineage: Eukaryota; Ciliophora; Heterotrichea; Heterotrichida; Blepharismidae
Source: the annotation of a GenBank genome assembly